Penicillium cinerascens is the source of this 1434-nucleotide messenger RNA. It is a transcript of the gene dbp5, whose product is annotated as ATP-dependent RNA helicase DBP5. Gene Ontology annotation, molecular function: ATP binding; RNA helicase activity; RNA binding. NCBI's taxonomy places the organism in Eukaryota, Fungi, Ascomycota, Eurotiomycetes, Eurotiales, Aspergillaceae. The record is from RefSeq and is a predicted model, not a curated record. Gene Ontology annotation, biological process: poly(A)+ mRNA export from nucleus. Gene Ontology annotation, cellular component: cytoplasmic stress granule; nucleus. Bases 1 to 1434 code for a protein of 477 amino acids. The transcript is spliced from 6 exons.
AUGGCGAGCGAACCUACUGAGAAGCCUCCUACCGGAGGCUCUCUGGCCGACCGCGUUUCCACCCCCGCCGACGCUGCGCAACCCAACGAAGCGCCUCAAGAUGCUGCCGGGAACUCCGAUCUCCAGGAGCCGGAUUAUAGUGUCGAGGUCAAGCUGAGUGACCUGCAGGCUGAUCCCAACAACCCCCUCUACUCUGUGAAGUCUUUUGAGGACUUGGGAUUGGAUGAACGCAUCCUCAAGGGUCUCUCGGACAUGGGCUUCCGCAAGCCGUCUAAGGUGCAGGAGCGCGCCCUGCCUCUGCUGAUGGGCAACCCCCCAAAGAACCUUGUCGGCCAGUCGCAGUCCGGUACUGGCAAGACCGCUGCAUUCGUCCUCAAUAUCCUGAGCCGGAUCGACCUCACUACCGAACAGGCUCAGCAGACCCCCCAGGCCCUGAUCCUGGCUCCUACACGUGAGCUGGCGCGUCAAAUCGUCGGCGUCGUGCAGGUCAUGGGCCAAUUCCUCGACGGGCUUAUCAUCGGCACUGCUGUUCCUGCAGACACUGCUACUCGCCCGGCUCGGAUGGACUGCUCGGUCGUGGUUGGCACCCCCGGUACUGUGCAGGAUAUGAUCAAGAAGCGCAUCAUGAACCCUACCCAGCUGAAGGUUCUGGUGCUUGAUGAGGCAGAUAACAUGCUUGAUCAGCAGGGUCUCGGUGACCAGUGUAUCCGUGUCAAGGGGAUGCUUCCGCGAACCAUCCAGGUCGUCCUCUUCUCAGCUACCUUCCCCGCCCAUGUUCACCGCUAUGCGGGCAAGUUUGCUCCCGAUGCAAACGAGAUCACCCUCCAACACGAGGAGUUGACCGUGGAUGGCAUCAAGCAACUUUACAUGGAUUGCAGCAAUGACGAGGAGAAGUACGCCAACCUCGUGCAGCUCUACGGUCUGCUCACUGUCGGCUCAUCCAUUAUCUUCGUCCGGACCCGUGCUUCUGCCACUGAAAUUGAGAAGCGCAUGGUUGCCGAGGGCCACACUGUGGCUUCAUUGACCGGUGGUAUUGAAGGCUCUCAGCGUGAUGCCGUUAUUGAUGCAUUCCGCACCGGUGAGGCCAAGGUUCUCAUCACCACCAACGUUCUGGCUCGUGGAAUUGACGUAUCUACCGUGUCCCUGGUGGUCAACUACGAUAUCCCGGAGGCUUACGCGGGCGGCUCCCGCUCCAGGGAACCCGAUUACCAAACCUACCUUCACCGUAUCGGUCGUACCGGUCGUUUCGGUCGCAUCGGUGUGGCCAUUUCCUUCGUCUCCAACCGCGACGAAUGGGAGAUGCUGCGGAAGAUUCAACAGCACUUUAACUGCAGCAUUGAGCGCGUCGAGACCAACGACUGGGACGAGGUUGAGGACCUCAUCAAACGGACACUCAAAAACUCGCGCGCACAAGCCAACUUCGUCACGUCGUGA